Molecule: messenger RNA, 723 nt
Organism: Macrosiphum euphorbiae (potato aphid)
Lineage: Eukaryota; Metazoa; Arthropoda; Insecta; Hemiptera; Aphididae
Source: the annotation of a GenBank genome assembly
AUGUCCAGAAGAAGUUUGAUGAGAAAUGUAAGCUCAUUGUUCAAUGAUAUGAUUCAACAACUGAAGACUGAACUAGAAAAAAUUGAAUAUGUUUGCAUUACUGCAGAUUGUUGGAGUAUUUUCCACAGAUCGUAUAUGGAUUUUACAAUUCAUUGGCUGAACCCAAUUACAUUGGAACGUAAUUCCCGCGCCCUCGCUUAUAGACGCAUGUUAGGGAGGCAAACAUACGAUAAUAUAGCAGAAAUAAUUGAAAAAGUUCUUACAGAAUUUGAUGUACAGUCUAAAACCACUCUAAUUGUCACAGAUAACGCAGCAAAUUUCGUUAAAGCUUUCAAAGUGUUUGGUGCUAAUAAUGAAAUUGACAAUAGUGGUAAUAAUAUUGAAAUGUGUGGAAUUGAAAUUGAAAAUGAUGAAAUAUUGAGAACCAUAAAUAUCACUGAAAUACUUGAUGGUCAAACUCAAAACACAAAUGAUGUAUUAGAUAUAAAAUUGCCAAAACAUCAAAGAUGUGCUGCGCACACGUUAAAUUUAAUUGCAACAGUUGAUAUUCAUGAAGCAGAAAAAGAUGGUCCAUAUAAAGUACUUAGUAGACGUGUGUUUGCUAAAUGUCAAUCUAUUUUCAAUAAGCAGAAUCAAUCGACACAAUGUGCUGAUAAAAUUAAAGAAAUUCUGGGAAGAUAUCUUAUAACACCAAACGCUACCAGGCAAGUUAAUAUUAUUUAA